ACAAACAAGCCAAAUUCCUAAGAAUGAACCAAACGACUUCUGUCACUCCUGAGGAUAAUCAAUAUUAUGCUAACAGAAAGAUCUGUUGACAAGAAACUGGUCAUUGUUCUGUUAUGUUUAAUUGGGAAGCAACCUUUUAACGGGCUUCUGCUGGUAGUUUGUCGCUAAAACGAAAAGUUGUUAGGCACCGCACGAGUGACGGUGCCAAAAUUCGGCAUUGCUGCAUGCUGCAACUUUGAGCUCAACGGUACCAAAUUAAAGAGUGUGAUAGUGGUAGGCCUAAAAAGAACACCAUCUGUGCUAACCAUGGUGACAGAAAUAUUACUUUUCGUUGUGACUUUUCUCUUACUUCGUUUCCUGUCACAAUGCUGGCGUGCCGAAGACGGCACCGGGCGCCGGAAGAACCCACCGCCGUGCCCACGCGGUUUUCCUCUCCUCGGUAACAUGUCUGUGUUCCUCGGUUGCAGAGAGCCAAUCUACACCGUGCUUCAGAAACUCUCCGAGGAACACGGGGACAUCUUAGGCCUGACGGUCUGCGGUAAGAAGUUCGUUGUCCUCGGUAGCUCCGAAGCGAUCCGUGAGGCAUUCGUUCGGCAUGCCGUGGACUUCGCCGGUCGGCCGUACAUGUUCUCUGUCAGUCUGCUAACGAGGAAGAAUUGUGGAAUAGCUUUCUCGGACUACAGUCCGGCAUGGAUGGAACACAGAAAGAGUGCUACAUCGGCAUUACGCCUGAGCCUCAAGCAAGGACCAUCUACCACCAGCUCUCCGGGUACCCGCUCUAUCGCCGAGACCACCAUACUCAAGGAAGUCUCGCAUCUUGUCUCCAACAUAUCCCUCAACCUCGGCAGCCCUUUCGAACCGAGCCGAAUCCUGACCGAGGCACUCAUAAACACCGUGUGCAACCUGACAUUCGGCUGCCGAUACAGCCCGAACGAUCCCGAAAUGGAUGCCUUCGUCUUCGCCAACCACAAAUUGAAUGAGAUAUUCAAACCAGGGCACCCCUUGGACUUGUUCCCAUUUUUGAAGAUAUUUCCAUCAAAACGCAUGCGCACAAUCCAAGAAAUCGUCACAACACGUGAUGCCAUCCUCCAAGCCCAGUACAGAGAACACCUAGAGACGUUUCAUCCCGACAACAUCCGGGACAUCACAGAUGCAUUUCUGAAAUCAAUGAAGUUUCUCAAUGAAAAUCAUCCCAGUGAUGACGUCACGAUGACUGAGGAUCACGUGAUUAUGUCCAUGUGGGAGAUCUUUGCUGGGGGAUUUGAGUCUACUUUCCAGACCCUAAGAUGGGCACUGGCGUACCUGGUUCAUUACCCAAAGGUCCAACAUCGGCUGCAAGAUGAACUUGACAACAACAUCACUGGUGGAUUUCCGACUUGGAAUGACCGUACCAGGCUACCGUAUCUCGAGGCUACAGUUUUGGAGACAUUACGUCACAGCUCAUUCUCCUCACUGAAUGGUCCACACGUUACCACGUGUGACACAAAGCUGAGAAACUAUGACAUCCCAAAGGGUACAACGGUGUUAUGCAACCUGUGGUGGGUGCAUCAUGAUCCAAAGAACUGGGCGGAACCAAACAGCUUCAGACCAGAGCAUUUCCUGGAUGACAAUGGCAAAGUAUUCAUUCCGAAGCACUUUAUGCCAUUCUCAGUUGGGGCCCGAGUUUGCCUUGGCAAGCAGCUAGCCACAAUGGGUCUGUUCCUGUACCUAGGAGGAAUCCUGAAGCAUUUCAUAUUAGAAAGCCCACCUGGGAAUCAGUUGCCCGAUUUGGAACCUAAUUACUCUGAUCCAAUCAGAACGAUUAGGGAGUUUCAACUGGUGAUGAAGCAGCGAAAAGUCCAACAUGCUUCCAGUCUUCCAGCCUGAGAUGAAAGGAUGCCAACUUAAACAACGAACUAACUUCUCAUGAAUUGCCAAACGGUUAUUGAGAUGCAGAAUAGUUGAGUGUCUUAAAGAAGAAGAGGUUGACACAUUUUUUUCUGACGAAGUUUCUAAGUUUUCAAUAAGUUUGCGGCCCAAGGAAAUUUAUCUUUUUAUGAUUUUGAAAUUGUUCAGCCAGAAAUUGGAAACAAGUUAAACGAUUUAAGGACAACAUAUUACUUUUGGUAUUUUCCCCUUCUUUUUAUGGUGUGAUCUAAAAGAUCUACUUAAAUGUUAUUUGAAGAAUUUAUUUAUUUAUUUUGAAAAAUAAAAUUAGAAUGUUGCCAUGAAUGUUAACUUCCUUUUAGUUAUCCAAGAAGUAGAGCCGUGAGUUACUGCAGAACGCAUACUUAAUGAGUUGAGAUGCAUGACGCGUUUAAUUAUUUAUUUCAACAUUUGUUCGAAGAAGAAAAGAAAAGUUCGUGCCUAUUUGGCUUUUCCGAACAUUUCAAAAGCAGUUUGUACAAACUUUUAAAGAAACUCAAAUUGUCAUCAAAUUUAUUUUGACACCGCGUUACCAAGUACAUUUAUUAAAUGAAAAUAAUUAAAUGUAUUAUGUUGGUUUGAUUUCCAUUACAAAAUAAGUGAAACACUUGCUGGUAUCGAUUGCUAACUUUGUCCGUUCAUCAAAAAUGGUAAAUUGAAACCAAAACAAUUUUACGAGCUGUUUCACAUUCCUCGUUUGUGUUCUUUACAUCAUGAAUCAGAAAUGAUUUAAAAAACACACUCAGUAUUUGAAAAGGGUCUCAAAGUUUGACGUUUAUUUAAUACUUGAACACAAACGAAUUAGGUAAACCAGUCUAUAAGAAAAAGAGGAUCCAUGUUCACGUUAAUUUUGUUUUUGAAAUUAGAAAGACACCGACAACUAAGGAACAGUCUCAAUUAAUUACAAUAAUUUUGGAGGUAUUGUAAAAUGUUCUCUCUUGGGGUGAUGGCUAGACAGACUCCUUUCAAAAUCGAGAUGCAAACUUUUGAGAAAUAUCCAUUGUUCAUUAAUACUUCAGCCGACAUUGAAAACAUUCUUAAAGAAAUGAUAUUUUUUUAUUAGUUUGUGGUCAGACUAUUAACGCAGAGCUACCAGGUUUUCAAUAAUCAGGGAGAUAAUUUAGAAUCACAUUCAACAGAAUAGAGGCAAGGUUUCCAUAUUCAGUGAGACUUUAAAAUUAAGUUCAGCAGAACAUAGAAAUAUCGGUUGAUUUCCGGCGAACAUUCUGCAAAAUCUGGAAAGCAGCUCUGCAAACGUUUUUGGUUUUAUUACGUGGAUUGUGCCUGUUCAUUGUAACAUUUAUUUUCUCAAGAAGAUAACGAGAUUUGGGUUGGGAUGACUU
This is a messenger RNA of Asterias rubens (European starfish), 3248 nucleotides long. RefSeq names its product steroid 17-alpha-hydroxylase/17,20 lyase-like. The coding region runs from base 307 to 1866 and encodes 519 amino acids. Gene Ontology annotation, biological process: progesterone metabolic process; hormone biosynthetic process. The record is from RefSeq and is a predicted model, not a curated record. The transcript is spliced from 6 exons. Lineage: Eukaryota; Metazoa; Echinodermata; Asteroidea; Forcipulatida; Asteriidae. Gene Ontology annotation, molecular function: oxidoreductase activity, acting on paired donors, with incorporation or reduction of molecular oxygen, reduced flavin or flavoprotein as one donor, and incorporation of one atom of oxygen; steroid 17-alpha-monooxygenase activity; heme binding.